GAGCAUUUUCUGAGUACUUAAGUUAAUGGCAAAUAAUAUAAGAAAUUCUGCAGAAAUCUCUGUUAUAAAAUGGAUACUACAGGUCAUGAUUUACAAUAUUUUAUAAUUUCCAUUACAUUCAAUAGUAAAUCCUCUUUUUAUGAAAAUCAUACUUCUGUGAAACAGUUUGCUUGAUCAAGUUAUAAUUUCCUAUGCAAGUUUAACACUUUGCAAACUAGUUUAAAUACAGUAAACUUCAGCAGUGUUUUAUGUAUGCACUUUGCAGAUGUGACUCAUUCAACACCUUUUAGAAAGUAUCAUAAUGUAACUUGAAUUAAUAUUAUUAUUAGGAUAAGAUCUAUUAAAUAAUAAUAUCACAGUGAUAAUUGAAUAUUCAUUAUUGUAACAGCUGAUUAUAGUGAGAGUGCAAGCUUUUAUAUUUAUAAAUUACAUGAUUACUGGCAAAAUUUUGUGCAAUUGAAUAGAAUAUUAAACGAAAAUAAUGAUUUUAUUAUCUAUUCUUUAUCCUUUAUACAUUUUAAAAACUCAGCUCAGACUGUAAUAAUGUGUUAUUUCUCAUCAUACAAGUUUUAGAAUUUAUAAGAAAGAGAAAAAUUUUUUAAAUAUUUUUCUCUUUUACAAAUAACCAAAUUACUUCCUGAUAAAUGAUUUCCAUUGCAGAAACACUAAAUUGGACAACUUUUAAUUACGAUCAACUAGUAUAUCAUUUUCAGCUUGAAUGACUUAAUGCAUCCAAGUCUUCAACUUUUUUUGUUAACAAUUCUCAGAAGAGUAGUUUUGCUUCUAUAAAUUAUCCAACAGCGUUUAUAAAUUUCUCUAUGCUAUUAUAUUAAGAUAGCGAAGACUAAGUUCUCUCUUAUUUUUGAUAUAUCAAUGUCACAAUUUUAUAAAGAUAUUUAAUAAUUAUGGUUGUUAAAAUAAUUAAAAAUAUAUACAAAAAAUGAAUAUUGAUUACUUUUAGUACUUUUUAAAACAACAAUCUCCUCCUUGGAAAUUUAAUUAAAGGUAUUAAACACAAGUGGGAAAGAAUACAACUUAUUUGUAUGAACAUACAGUUCCUUCAAAGCUGUAAUUAUUUAAAAUUGUAAAUAUUGAGUGACUGUAAUUAAAAUAUCUCCAUCAGCGAUGUCUAGAGAGAUAUUUACCAUACUCUCUGUAGACAUCGUUGAUAGGAAAGGAUUACUUAACAGUCCAUCCAAAUGCAACCAAAUCUGGAAAAAUUAGUACCAAAAUUUACUAAUCUGGCACUUUUGGCACUGUAAGCCACAAACAUUUUAUUUGUACAAGACACUCAUGCUAUAUAAAGACCUUAGCAAUACAGACAAGCUUAGGCAUGAGGUACUGCUUAGAAAUACAAUGGCUUUGAGGCACCAACAUCGUAAAAAGUUUUGUAAAUUUAAUUUUUUGUAAGAUUUUUUAAAUAUGUCAAUUACAACAUGCCAGUUUUGUAAAAUUUAUAAAGCUUAAAUAUUUAAAAUAAAAAAAAUGAUCAUGCUCUAGGGGGUGCCAUAUCCCCCUGAGCGAGCCCUGGAUACAGGGUUACUGCUCAAUAUGAAGGUGUAAAACCUGAAGGCAAUAGUAUGAAAGUCAAUAACCCACUAUACACUAUGAUACUUCUCACAUCAGUUUGAUACUGUUUUUCAAGACUGCCAAAUUUGUAACAUGUCCUCAAUAAAAUAUACUUUUUAAGAUCUAGAAAUCAGAUUUAAAGCACCAUAGGGGUGAAUUUGGUGCUAAUUUUUUUAUGGAAAUACCAUUUGCAUGUCCUGAAAUGUUUAUUGGGUUGCAUGUUAGAGACAGUAUUGAAUUGAAGUACUACUUUAAUUAUGAUCAGCCAAUAUAUGAAAAUCAUAAAUAGAUUUCUUAAUUUACAAUCUGUGCUGAACAUUUUUAAAAUGGUUGUACAAAUUUAAAGUUUUAAAUUAUUAUUAUUAUUAUUGCUGUUAUAAUUGCUUGUUAAUAAAUUUUCUUAUCAAAUUUCCUUUAUAGACUUUAUGUCUGCAUCUGAUAAUUUGAUUCCUGAAAAGAACAUGUUGUGUAGACAAUGAUGUAAACUUAAUAUAACAGAUUUUUUUUAUUUCCUGUAUGAGAUGGUUCGAUAUAUUAAAGAGCAUGAUGAUAUCUUUAAAAAAAAUAUUGACAUAAUAUGCAAUAUAUUUUGAGAGAACUUAAGCUGUAUAUGUUUCUUGCUUGACAAAAAGAAGUGACAUGCAAUAAUUAUGAAGAAUGUGUAUAUACUUAGAUCUGUCAGAUUUUUUUAAAUUGCAAGGAACUAACUGUAAUGAAUAAUUAAAAUGCUUUAUCUGAGUUAAAAUGCAUAAAGUUCCUGCAUGAUUCAAGCAUCACAGCUUCUUUCCAAUAGAAAAAGCAUGCAAAAUCAAAAAUUAUUUUAACAGCCAAUAGUAAAAAAUUUUUAAUUUGAACAGUUUCAUUUUACAGAAUGACUAAGAACAACUUAAAGUUUUAAAUGGUUUUAAAUUAUUUCUGGAAAAAAAUUGUUGUAUAGUCAUUUCUGGCUUGAAACAAUUUAAAUAUGAAUUUUUCUGCACAUUUAAAUAAUACAUGCUGACACAAAUUUUGUAUUACAUUUUGUUCAAAAUUGCUCUAGAGUUUACAUUUAAGCUGAAAAAAAAUCAUUUUAACUAUUCAUAAUGGUCUAGAUUCUAUUCUUUGAAGAUAUAACAGAAUACCUAUAGACAGUACCAUAAAUAACUUUUCAUGUGCCCCUUGCACAAUUUUCAUUUUUAACUUUGACUAAAAAUGUUAUGGAAUCAGCUCCACAAACACAAAAUUUAAAAUUUGAAAAUGAAAAUAUAAUACUGAUAAAUUUUUUGCAUCCCAUUUCAGGACUCUCUUUGUUCUGGGCCCUGUUCCUCUGCAUCUGUACACCUGCCUAUGGUGCUUCAGUAGAAUUUAUAUAAUUGUAGACUUUUGUAGAAUAAGAAUAGAGACUUGUUUAUUAGUCUCCAUAUAUAAAGGAAAAUAGUUCCCUAUUUGUUAUGAAGUAGAACAUUUAUUAGAAAAUUUACAUUUGAACUGUAUAAUCUAUUUGAAAUUUCUGACAUUUUUUGGGAAAAUUUAAGAUUAUAAGAAAAAAAAAUGUCAGAUAACAGAUGAUGGAAUGUUUGAAUUUUCUAAUGUUUUAUUCUGUUUUGUUUUAUUGCUUACUGCUGCUAUAGCUUUGUUGCAGAGUGAUAUACAAUUAAGAUCCAGCACAUUAACACAAGCUGUUUUAAAUGUACUAGGCAUGUGCCUAGGUAGGGCCUGAGAAACAAGUGGACCUGCAGCCUGGGAAGAUAAAAUUAAUUACGAACCUAUCUGUAUUGAUGUAGGGGCCAUGCUUUGUGAUCCUCAGAUGCGCGGCAUCAAACGAAAGUUUGACCAAGAUGAAGAUUCUGAGGCUGAAACACAAGAAAACCAUCCUACUGUACAAAGGCAGUCAAUUUUUAAUAUUAGUGUCUGUAAGCUCAACAGAUUCCGUCAGAUGCCCGAUCCCGACUUGCUGAGGUCUGUGCUCAUUCGAAACACAAUUCGUUGCAUUGAAAAAGAAAUGGAGAAAGAUGGAGUUAAGUUUACGUAUGGCCCUAGUAGUUCCUUGUUUCUUCCGCCCAUCUCUCUUAAUUCCCCUUUGGGUAUGCUGAAUGGAGUACCCGAAGGAGGUGGCAGUCAGGGAACUGUUUCAGUAACUCAUGAUUGCAAUGCGUACAACAAAUGCACAUCCUCUCUCAUCCUGCCCUCGGUUAUGUCUAUGAGCAUGGUUACGGAAAAUAAUUACAAUAGCAACAAUAGUAAUCCUUAUUGUUCAGACUAUGAUCGUUACCUAGUGAAUGUAGACUCGUCAUCUGGUAGGAUGACACCAUUUGUGAGAACUUUGUAUGACCGCGUUGAUUCUGGUGCCUCCUGGAAUGAAGAAGGUGACAGAUUAACGAGUUUGAACUGGAGUUCAGUGCUGAAUUUUAAUUCGUCUGCAAAUAAUGUCAUAAACAACGGUUCGGGUGUAACUUACAACGGGACUCAAACAUCCGAAAAUCAAUUUGAUACUGGCCAUAACGGUUGUUUUUCGGGAGAUCCAAUAUUGAAUCAAGAGACAUUGCACACCCUUACUCCUCUUCCUACAACAGCUAUAUCAGUCAAUGCACAGAAUCAGAGUGCAAACCCUAUUUCUGUUCCUGUUUCUGGCAGUACAAGUCCUACUUCUGGUAGCUUGUCAUCAUCAGGGAAUAGUGAAGACGAAAUAUUCGGAGAUAUCGACCUAUCCUUAUAUGACUUUGAUUUAUUAUCUCCGCUUUCGCCACCCAGCGUAAAAAUGGCUCCCGUGAGUGCGGAAGAAUUGAUGAGGUCACUUUCUUCUAAUACAUCCGAUUCCAUCCAAUCAUGUCAGACUGGUAACUACUAUAAAAGUGAUUAUUUUAGUGAGGAAAGAGAACACGUGACACCAGUUAUGUCCUGACUGCUCUUUUUGUAAUGCAAAAAACAAAAAUUUAUAUUAUACUAGACUUAAGUGGUCAUCUGACUGAAACUCCAGUCAAUUGUCUCAGGUGAUGACAGUAUCAGAAAUGCCCAACUUCACAACUUUUACAACGGUUGUGAAACACACUUUCUCACAUCAACGCAACCAUAAAUAUAUAAAUAAAAAAUCAUUUUCAUAAAAAUUUGUUAUUUGAAAACUGAAAAAAAUUGUGAUAUCAUCCAUUUUUAAGACUAAAGGUAUUUUUAAUCCUUUGAAACAAGUUAACUGUUUGAAAUAUAUUUAAAACCACCACAUAAAAAAUGAAAAUAAUAAUGAAAAGAAAAAAAAACACUAAUGUUAUUCAAUACAGAUGAGUUACUGACAGGAAUUGAAGUUUCAUAAUUUAAGAUGUUCAGCCGUUUAUUUAUUAUAUAUUCAUUUGGAUUUUCUCAUUGAAAAAGAAGCAUUUUUUUCUUUUCUUUUGGCAUUUUUAAACUUAAAAGGAAAACAAAAAAUUUAAUAUAAAUUUUCAAAGAGACGAGUCUAUUUUCUUGAAGAAUCUAUUUAAAAUUAUUAAAAUUAAAAAUAAAUAAAUAAAAUGUAAUAUAUAAUGUAAUAAUAGGAGACUUGUUUAUAUGAUAUUUGAGAAGUAAAACUAUUUGCAAAAAUUUCGACUGUCGAUGGGUCUGCUGUCAAAUAUGUCGGUAAAUAUCAGAUAAGGCUAAUGGGACCAAUAGAAAACAAUCCUUACACAAACAUUUUGUUAUUUAUGUUUUCCUCGAAAUAAAUACAUAUAUCUUCAAGGAUUAUGGUCUUAAAUUCCAAUGUCAGAAGUUAUAAAAAAUUUUUGGCCAUCUUCAAAGUACCUGUUUGCUUCGACUUGUUGGAAGCAAGCUGCACAAUUUCCUGCUCUACCUAUCACUGGUUUUCUAUUACUAUUUUUAAAAAUGCUCUGUUAAUGUGCAUCUCUAGCACAAAACCAUAGGAGUUGAUAUCUAUGAAACAAAUCAUUCUUUCUGAUGUAUGUGUGAUUCGAUGGAAAAGAUAAAUUUCUUAAGUUUUUCCAGUUAAAUAAAAAAAUAGCUCAUGACAUGUCUGCAAGAGAAAGCAGGCUCUCGCUGCCUAUUUAGUGCAAUUACUAAAUCCAACGAAGAUUAUUCCGAAGCAACUGACGAGCUUCUGUUAAAAGUUAUAUCACAGAGUGGAAUGCAGUAUUGCAAUACUUAAAAAUGAGCCAAAGAAGUCAACCAAAAUGGCAAUGAUGUGUAAAAUGUACAUAAUGACAACUGUUUGUGAGUCUAGUGGAAUUGUAUAUUUAUUUUAUAGUAGCAUACUAUUAACAAUUGGGUUCAUACUGUCAUGCAACAAACUAGUGUCAGCAAAUGUGUUGCCGAUAAUUGAAAGGACAAAAGAUCAUAUUAAUCUUUCAUGAGAACACUAAUCUUAUUUGAACUAGUUAGUUUCAGAAUAUGAUAUAUCCAUAAAUUGUACAUAUACAUCUUGUAUACUGUACAUAUUCAACAUCAAACAGCAGGAUUCCCCCUUUAUUGUAUUUCUUUAAACAUAUAGGCAAAUGUCUACCAUUACAUUAGCAAAGUUAACUAUUUUGUUAUGGUGCUGUCCCAAUUUGCACAGAAUUGAUAAAGUUUUUAAACAAAAAAAAAAAAAUGCAGUCAGUGUCUGUCAAGGUCAACACUGUGCAGCAAUGUACUUGUAUAAUCAUUAUUAAUGUCCAAGCAUACACCUCCUGUGCUGAAUUCAGUUGUCAAAAAUCCCAUAAUUAAAAAUUCUGAAGGAAAUCUUCUAAGUUUAAAAAAAUAUUUUCAAAGUAAUAGAUGAUUUUAAUUUUCUUAAUUUUACAUUUAAUGGAAGGAUAUUUAAUUAAAAAAUUAAUAAAAACUAAUUAUGUUGAUAGAAAACAUUGACAGAAAGUACAGAACAGAUUUAGUUUUAAUAGAACUCAGCUAGCGAAAUUUCUUUGAUCUCCAAAAAAAAAAA
Centruroides sculpturatus (bark scorpion) is the source of this 6448-nucleotide messenger RNA. RefSeq lists its product as uncharacterized. The record is from RefSeq and is a predicted model, not a curated record. The transcript is spliced from 2 exons. Lineage: Eukaryota; Metazoa; Arthropoda; Arachnida; Scorpiones; Buthidae. The coding region runs from base 3338 to 4450 and encodes 370 amino acids. Gene Ontology annotation, cellular component: nucleus. Gene Ontology annotation, molecular function: transcription regulator activity.